AUGUCGUUGGGUACUUUAUAUGCUGGUGAAGCCAGCAGAGUGAUUCCUGUCAGAGGUAUUGUUAAGGUCUUGGACUUGGAUGUCAAGCUCGGUGAAAGAGCUGACGAAGAGUACAAGGCCAACUUCCCAUUGGGCAAGGUGCCAGCUUUUGUUGGACCAAAGGGCUACAAAUUGACCGAGGUUAUUGCCAUUUUGUACUACCGUGAUUAUCCCUGUCUUAAAAAUUAUGUCGAGAUUACGAAUCUGAUACAUUCACCCACCAUUGGUGUGCUGAUUUCAUUGGAAAUCUUACUAACUUGUUUAGUUAUCUCUUUGAAGGAUGAGAACCACCCAUUGCUCGGUAAGACUCUUGAAGACCGUGCUCAGGUUUUGAAAUGGGUCUCCCUUGGAUCUUCCGAAUUCAUGGUGCAAGCCACAACUGCUUUCAAGCCAUUCCUCGGAAAGGCUCCAUACAACAAGAAAGUCGUUGACGAUGCUCUUGGAGCUUUGGAGAAGAUUGUUUCCACUUUGGAUGCCAGACUCGAGCACUACACCUUCUUGGUUGGUGAGAGACUUACCAUUGCCGACAUCUUCUUUGCUGCCAUGUUCUACAGACCAUUCACUAUUUUUUACGGUGACGAAUGGAGAUCCAAACACCCAUACGUUACCAGAUGGUGGAAGACUGUUACCGCCACUGAGUACUUGAACUGGUUCUUCAAGGACGUCAAGUUGACUGCCCAGCCACUUGAGGCUCCAAAGCCAGCCAAGAAGGAAAAGGCUCCAAAGGCUGCUAAGGCCGAGGCUGCUCCAAAGGCUGCUGCCGCUGCUGCUCCAAAGCCAGCCGAGGAGCCAGCUCAGGAGAAGAAGCCAAAGCACCCAUUGGAGGCUCUUGGUAAGUCUUCCCUACCACUUGACGAGUGGAAGAGAAAAUACUCCAACGAGGACACCAGAACUGGUGCUUUGCCAUACUUCUGGAACGAGUUCUGGAACCCUGAGGAAUGGUCUUUGUGGAGAGUCGCUUACAAGUACAAUGAUGAGUUGACCUUGACUUUCAUGUCUAACAACUUGGUUGGAGGUUUCUUCAACAGAUUGUCCGCUUCCACCAAAUACCUGUUUGGUUCUGCCGUUGUUUACGGAGAGAACAACAACAACGGUAUUGUUGGUGCUUUCCUUGUCAGAGGCCAGGAUGCUGUUCCAGCUUUCGAUGUUGCUCCAGAUUGGGAAUCUUACUCUUUCACCAAAUUGGACCCAUCCAAGCCAGAGGACAAGGAGUUCAUUGAGAACAUGUGGGCUUGGGACAAGCCUUACAACGGCCAAGAAAUUGUCGACGGUAAGGUGUUCAAAUAA
This is a messenger RNA of Ogataea philodendri, 1326 nucleotides long. RefSeq lists its product as uncharacterized. Gene Ontology annotation, molecular function: translation elongation factor activity. Gene Ontology annotation, biological process: translational elongation. The record is from RefSeq and is a predicted model, not a curated record. The transcript has 2 exons. Gene Ontology annotation, cellular component: cytoplasm; nucleus. Lineage: Eukaryota; Fungi; Ascomycota; Pichiomycetes; Pichiales; Pichiaceae. The coding region runs from base 1 to 1326 and encodes 441 amino acids.